Messenger RNA from Carassius auratus (goldfish), 2409 nucleotides. Its product is annotated as nectin-2-like. The coding region runs from base 408 to 1805 and encodes 465 amino acids. Lineage: Eukaryota; Metazoa; Chordata; Actinopteri; Cypriniformes; Cyprinidae. The record is from RefSeq and is a predicted model, not a curated record. The transcript is spliced from 10 exons.
CUGUCCAAAGAGCGGCGCUUCUGCGAGAGUUUCAACAGAGCAGCGACGAUCCCCGCGCGACAGGUUUGAGGACACCGGAUAUUUAUUCACCUGUGGGACGGUUUUACCUGGUCGCAUGACGCCGCGUCACAGUUUCGGAGGACUUGAGCUAUCAAUUCAAUUCAGAAGAGAAUUCUGACUCUAGAUUGUAAACCAACUCUGAAGGAAGGCGCUGAAUACAGCGACGCACUUACCAUAUUAAGUUUCUGCGCUCGUUCAUUAAAGGAAACCAGAGGAACCACACAGCAGUUUUUAUCUCCAUCUGACUAACCUUUUUUUUUCUUAUUUUUGCGACUCUGAGCUGACUGAGUUUAACAAGCGAAAAAAAGGACAAAUUAUUAUAGGUGGACUGUCCACCCUUCCUUCCGAUGAAGAUGUCAGGGCUGUUUAGCGCACUCAUUCUCCUAAUUAUUCAAGGAGCGUUGGCUCAGCGCGUGAAGGUGGAGCCAGAAGUCGUGUCAUAUCCUGGUCAGACAGUGACACUGCGUUGCCAGUUUCCAAACCCAGGCGAAACCCAGCUCACUCAGGUGUCAUGGAUCUUUGAACGGACUGACAUGGAGCGAACCAACAUUGCAGUUUUCCAUCCAGGCUUUGGUGUAAAUUACCCAACAACAUCCCCUCUAGUAGGACGUGUCAGCUUUAUAUCAGUUCCACCCUCUUUGGACAACCCAUCCAUUCAGAUCAAAGAUGUGAAGAUGACCGAUGAGGGCCGAUAUAUCUGUGAAUAUGCCACCUACCCAUCUGGCAACGAACAGGGCGUCUCUUCUCUGGUCAUGCUGGCUAAACCAAUGAACACCGCUACAACUGUCAAAGUUACUGCCGGCAAAACCCCAGUCAUCGUGGCAAGCUGUGAAUCAUCCAAUGGCCGUCCAGCAGCGACCAUUUCUUGGUCCACACCACUUAACGGAAACGUGACGACGCCGAGAACAACGAAUAAUCCGAACAAUACGGUCAGCGUCCAGAGCUCCUACAUGCUGGCUCCGCAACCGUCGGAUAAUGGCAAAGACAUCAGCUGCGUGGUGUCACACCGCACCAUGUCCCAGCCCGAGAUCUUCCCGAUGAAACUUAAUGUUGAAUAUCCUCCCCAGGUGCAGAUCAAAGGGUAUGAUGAUAACUGGUACAAGGGUCGGACAAAUGCAUUUUUGAUCUGUCAGGCAGAUGGAAACCCUGCCCCGACCACCUUCACCUGGAAAACUUUGUCUGGUCUGAUGCCUGAAACGGUGCAGGUGCAGGAAAACCGUCUCGCUGUGCAGAAAGUGGAUGACACCAUCAACACCACCUUCAUCUGUGAGGUCAGAAACAGUUUGGGAUCCGGCAGAGAUCAGGUCGCCGUCUUCGUGAGGGAAUUUCCUCGGCCAAAGGGUGUCCCUACUGGAGGAGUUAUUGCUGGUAUUCUUUGUGUGAUCAUCCUGGUAGCCUUAAUUGCAACUAUCAUAGUGAUAGUCCGCAAACGGCAGAGGAAAAACUCAGACGGUCCACCCACUCACAAACCUCCUCCUCCCAUGAAGACGCAUUCCUAUUCAGACAGACCGAGCAGCAGAGCAUCUCUGUCUGAAUCUCAGUUCAUGUAUCACGAGGAACCAAUGACAGAUCUCUCAGCAUACCAUGAUGACAAGGAUCAUCAUGAGCCUUCACCUUUCUCCAAACAGACUCCUGAGAAGGAUGACAGAGACGAGGACGGACUGAUGGGAGAUGUAGACGGCUACUACGUCACUUCUUCUGCGAGCAGAGGGAGCAGCUUCAUGUCACCAGCUGUGAUAGUGUAGGGAUCAAACUGAGCCGUAGGUUUUUAUACUGUAAUCUGAGUCUGAUUGUACUGUUUUAUAUUGAAUGCUUGUAAUAUGAAGUAUGGGUGUGAUUGCAAACGCUUUGUUUCACCCAAACACUGUAAGGGAUCUGUUCUACGGCACCCCGUUUUAUAAUUACCUCAGCUAUAUCUUUGCACAUUUAGAUGUACUUGUGUAUAUCCACCUUUAUUCUUCUUUCUGUGUCUGAUGAAGGGUUAUAUUUUAGUUUAUGGGUGUGUAGUAUAAUAUGGCAAAAAGGACAUAAUGAGCCAGUGAUCAACAUACAUUUUCAAAGCAUUAUUUUGGUUAUUUUUAGUGAUGCUAUUCAUUGCUGCACUGUGAAAUUUUAAACACUUUUUAUUUACUUUAUUACAAGAUUUAAUUUUGUAUUGAAUUCUUUUUUUUAUUUUAUUUUUUAUUUUAGUAAACUGCACUAGAUUUCUAAUCAUAUGCACCCUUUUGACUUUUUAAUUGUAUAUUAUUUAAUUGAUUUCCUUUUUCUUUUGGCAUAUAAUCUUUGUGGGAUUGUUUUUCAGUGUACUUCUAUAAUUCAAUAAACUGGGUGAAUUGGUCUUUGGGCAUU